This is a messenger RNA of Ostreococcus lucimarinus CCE9901, 2460 nucleotides long. RefSeq lists its product with no specific name. The coding region runs from base 1 to 2460 and encodes 819 amino acids. The record is from RefSeq and is a predicted model, not a curated record. Gene Ontology annotation, molecular function: protein binding. NCBI's taxonomy places the organism in Eukaryota, Viridiplantae, Chlorophyta, Mamiellophyceae, Mamiellales, Bathycoccaceae. The transcript has a single exon.
AUGGCGAAUCAGAGCGCGUGCGCGCUGGCGGUCGAGGCGUGGGACGACGCGAUGGAGCGCGCGGAGCGGGCGAUCGCGUGCGAUGAGGGGUACGCGAAGGCGCACGCGAGACGGGCGGCGGCGCUGCGAGGGAAGCGGGAGUACGCGCGCGCGAGGGAGAGUUUGAAGGUGUGUCGCGCGUUGCUCGCGCGGGAGGGGGAGACGAAGAUGAUUCGUGACGUGGACGCGAUGGUGGCGGAGAUAGACGCGGACGAGGCGCGAGGAGAACAAGCUGCACGCGUGGGGAUGCAAGUAAAGAUGGGAUCGAAGGCGCAGGCGAAACCAAACUUUUCAGCGGCGACGACGAAGGCGAAGAAGGUGGUGACUUUCGAUCCAAAGCUCGACAUAGAUUGCGACGAGGAUGUGUUCGAUUCGCGAGCGUCUCAACCGCCGAGUCGGCGUUCGUCGUCGAAGCCCAUGCUGAUGGAUCUAGGCGUGUUGGCGGUGGAAAAGGCGAUCGAGAUGCAACGCGCCGUCGUCGAAGCUAGAGUCGAGGGAGGCUUCGAGCACAAGCGAUGUAAGAUGUGCGGCAACGUGUGUCACGCAAAACUCACCGCGUGUUCGUCGUGCUGCUUGCCGCUUGUAUCGGUGGAUUCUUACGAGCCGGCGACUUUGCCGCGCGCGGGCGCUGAGGCGAUUUACGAGAGCGAUUCUGACGACGGUGAGGAGAACGCGACGACGACGAGCGCUGAGAAAGACGCUGAGCCGUCGUAUCUCGACUCUGAUCCUUGGUGGGUGAGAUAUUACACCCGCUCGGCGCUGACCGAGCCGACGCACUCACGUGGUUUGGACCCGGCGCUUCGAUCGAGUUACGCCGCGCUCGACGUUGCGCCGGGGAGCGACGAAGUCACUGUGCGCGCGGCGUUUAGAAACGCGCUCGCGCGAGCGCACCCCGACGCCGGCGGAUCCGCAAAGGAGCUAGACGUGGUAGCGAGAGCUUAUGACGCGAUAUCUCUCGACUUUUGGCGACAUGAUGAAGGCGCAGCGCGAUUGCGUUUGCAGUCUCGAAGGCUCGCCGACGGAUCGAUUGAAUUCUUCGACUCGGCGAAUGAAGACAUAUUCGUCGUACUCGAAGUUUACAGAAACAGAGAAGCAGAGCACACGUUGAAACGGUUAUUCAGCGAAGCUUCCGAUCCUUCGCGCGUCUACGUCGGCGUUACAUGGCAAUACAAGUCCACGACGCCGCCGCCCGACGCGCUCGGCGCGCGCAUCGACCGCUUGCACACGAACGUCUACGUACUGACAGAGGAAAUCCAAAAGCGCGCGGCGGACGUGAAAGAUCCGGUAGAGCAGGAGAAAUAUUUGACUAAAAUGCGACGCUUGCAACUCAAAGCUCAGCGAACGGAAGACGCGGAGGAAAAGAGGUGUCACUCAGCAAGGGUGCUCGAAGCUCGUUUCCGAGAUCACGUGCGAGAGACUCACAUGCCGUGGGACGCUUCGGAAGGUCCAUCGUACGCGCGACAUUUAGCGAUGCGCAAAUGGGGUGGGGAAAAGUAUGUUUUGCACAUUGACGCCAUGACGGUCGUCGACAAGGGAUGGGAUGAAAUCUUGGUGUCUGAACUCGAACGCUGCGGCGACGACAAACGCGUACUCACGGCUGCGCCGUUAGGAUACGAGCUUAAAACUCAACCGGUCGUCGAAGAAGAGACGUUCAGACAAAUGUAUCAGACCGACGUGUACGGCACGAUCAAAGAUCGGCUGCCAGCCGUGAGUGCUCUCGGUGAAAUCGAUCCCGCGCGCGCGCCCGCGAUUACGUGCGCGCGCGAAUUCGGCGAGUCGUUGUUCCGCACGCACGCCAGGCAACUCGCGGAGGUUCCGAGCGAGCCGACGCCGGCGCUCUUCUUCAACAGUAGUUUUGCGUUCGCGCGCGCCGAGGCUUUCGUCAGAGACGCCCCGCCCGACGCCCACGCGCCGUUCUUACAUCUAGGGGAAGACUUGAGCGCGAGCGCGAGGCUGUACACGCGCGGCUGGAACUUGUGCACGCCCGCGCGCGUUCCCGUGUUACGCUGCUACUCGAACGCGCCGCGCGCGAUGUGGAUGGAAGAUCACCGUUCGGGUAAAAUGCUGUACGCCGACGCGCGUUUCGGCGUCGGUAACGAAUCCGACGCGGCGCGGCGAGAAUUUCUCAAUUUACUCUCGCGCCGGCGCGUCCUGCAGUUGGUCGCCGCCGCGGACGACAGCUCGCAGACCUCCCGGGACGAUCCCGUGCGUUUCACGCGCGCCUACGGCGCCGGGCGCGACAGAUCCAUCGAGUCAUUCAUCGAGCACAUCGGCGUCGACUUCACCGCGAAACGAAUCUCGACGCGCGCCGCGUGCGGCGGACACGACGGCGCGUUCGUCGCGUCUUCGAAAUCGCUUCCCGCGCCGUUCGCGAGCGCUCGGACGGGCCCGAGCGAGCGCGCCGCGCGUCGGUAUGUGUAA